Sorex araneus (European shrew) is the source of this 1879-nucleotide messenger RNA. RefSeq names its product TNF receptor superfamily member 25 (gene TNFRSF25). The record is from RefSeq and is a predicted model, not a curated record. NCBI's taxonomy places the organism in Eukaryota, Metazoa, Chordata, Mammalia, Eulipotyphla, Soricidae. Gene Ontology annotation, molecular function: protein binding. Gene Ontology annotation, biological process: signal transduction. Gene Ontology annotation, cellular component: plasma membrane. The transcript has 8 exons. Bases 613 to 1653 code for a protein of 346 amino acids.
GAGCGGCCGAGGAGGCGGGGGUUUCCCGGGGACCCGCGGGGCUCCGCCCCCACGACUCCCCUGCGGGGCGGGGCCGGCGCGCGCGGGCGCGGGACCGGGGCAGGCCCGCGUGUGCGGGUGGCGCGCCCAGGGCCAUGGAGCCACCGCCCAGGGUCUGCGCGGCGCUGGCGGCGGUGAGUGAGGGGGUCCCCGCUGGCGGGUUAGCCGGGCCGGGGUCGGGCCGGGCCGUCGCUCCGACCCGCUGGCGGUGCCCGGAGGCUGCGCCCUUCCUGAGAAGCCUCCUGGGCGGGCGGGGCCGCCGCCGCAGCCGAGAGGGGGUGCAGCCCGGAGCCUGGCCUGGGCCUCGGGGGGACCCUCCCGCCCACGGACCCGCGAGCACCGGGGUACAGGUGUGGGCCCUGCGCUGGGGGGGACUUGCAGGGAGAGCCCCCACCUGUCCCCCAGGCCGUGCUGUUGCUGCGUGCCCUGGGUGCUGCCAGCGCCCCCUGCAGCGACUGUGCCCACCAGAGCGGCCCCUUGAGCGAGGGCUGCCCAGCAGGGCACUUCCUGCAGCGGCCCUGCGCGCCGCCCUGUGACACCCACACCUGCACUCCGUGCCAGCCCGGCACCUACAUGGCCCAGGAGAACCACCACUACGAGCGCUGUGCCCGCUGCCGGUUCUGUGAUGAGGAAGCCUUGCAGAUGACUGUGCGGAACUGCUCGGCCGUGGCCAACACCGUCUGUGGCUGUAAACCCGGCUUGUUCCCGAGCUGCUGGGACCAUGGCUGUGUUGACCCGGGGGAGCAUCUCCUCUGCAGUCCCUGUGCAGACUGUGGGACCCUGAACCGCCGCCCGCUGGCAGCCUGUGAAGACCCCCUGGACGCCGCCCCGCCCCGCUGGCCGCCCCCCACUCCGGGUCCCCCGCGCCAUCUGUUGCCUGCAGUCUCCCAAGGACAGGAGGAGUGCGGGGGCUGCCUGGACGGCUUCUACGAACACGAUAAGGAAUGCGUGUCCUGCCCCAAGAUCACCCUGGGGAGCUGUCCCAAACCCUGUGCGUCGGUGUGUGGCUGGAGGCAGAUGUUCUGGGUCCAGGUGCUCCUGGCAGUGCUGGUGGUCCCACUCCUGCUUGGCGCCCCCUUGAUCUACACGUACCAUCGCUGCCACGCUGCCGGCCGCGUGGAGUCCGCAGAGGAAGCCCGGACGGAGGCGCUGCUGCCCCCCCAGGACAGUGCCCACUCCCUCCCGCCGCUCCCCAGCGGCCCCCUGGCCGCCAACAGCUGGAUGCCCGGCCCCUUCCAGGCCCCGGAGGCGCCCUGCCCUGCCGACCCUUGGGUCAAGAACUGGCUGCCCAGCCCGGCUCUCGGCCCGCCGCCCGCGCCCGCCGCGGGCCGGGAGGCCGCCGUGCUCCAGCCGGGCCCGCAGCUGUACGACGUGAUCGACGCGGUGCCCGCGCGUUGCUGGAAGGAGUUCGUGCGCACGCUGGGGCUGCGCGAGGCCGAGAUCGAGGCGGUGGAGGUGGAGGUGGACCGCUUCCGCGACCAGCAGUAUGAGAUGCUCAAGCGCUGGCGCCAGCAGGAGUCGGCGGGGCUGGACGCCGUGUACCGGGCGCUGGAGCGCAUGGGGCUGCACGGCUGCGCCGAGAGCCUGCGCGAGCGCCUGCAGCGCGGCGCGUGACCCGGGUGCCGGGUGGGCGGCCCGGCAGAGCCUUAAGUACCGUUACUUACGCACGUAGACAUGUUAUGUCGCUUAGGAAGCCCCCGGCACUGCCCUGCGUAGCAGCGGCCCGCCAGCCCCAGCCCCAGCCCCGCCCCCGCUGGGGUGCAUGGGGGCGGCGGCGCGGGGGUAGGGCGCGAGCCCCGCGCCCCUCUAGGUCCCACCGAGGCCAUAUUAAAACAUAUGA